This is a messenger RNA of Pungitius pungitius (ninespine stickleback), 1634 nucleotides long. RefSeq names its product un-named sa1261. Gene Ontology annotation, biological process: peptidyl-serine phosphorylation; peptidyl-threonine phosphorylation. The transcript has 4 exons. NCBI's taxonomy places the organism in Eukaryota, Metazoa, Chordata, Actinopteri, Perciformes, Gasterosteidae. Bases 287 to 1492 code for a protein of 401 amino acids. Gene Ontology annotation, molecular function: ATP binding; protein serine/threonine kinase activity. The record is from RefSeq and is a predicted model, not a curated record.
CGUUGGCGGCGGUGGGCGGGGCCUGCCUGCAGGGGAGCGGAGACAAUAGACAGAGCCGCUGUAGCGUGACCCAGCAGCCGGGGAGACAGCGACAGAAAGCGGCGCUGCGGACAACCGCGGAGCUCCGUGAUUUCCCCCGGUGAGGAGACGAGGAGACAAUCCGAGGACCCGCGUCCUGCUCGUCCUUGAAGCCGGAAGCCGGAAGCCGUCUGGACGGAUCCACAGAUUGCAUGCAGCAUAAUCCUAACGGAACGCCCCUCCUCUCCAGACCAGACCCUCGGCCACGAUGAGCUCCUCGGCCCCCGGCCCCCACGGCCCCCGCGGCCCCCGCGCCGCCAUCGACAUCCUGGAGGAGCUGCAGCUGAUCGCCGCUCAGAACCUGGAGAAGCUCGACAUCCACAAGUACUACGAGGUGGUGCGUGAGCUGGGGAAGGGCACCUACGGGAAGGUGGACCUGGUGGUCCACAGGAUCCGAGGCACGAAGAUGGCGUUGAAGUUCCUGAGGAAGAAGAGCACCAAGCUGAAGAGCUUCCUGAGGGAGUACAGCGUCUCCUUGUACCUGUCGCCCUGCCCCUUCAUCAUCAACAUGUACGGCAUCGCCUUCGAGACCGACGAGUACUACAUCUUCGCCCAGGAGUACGCGGUGGCCGGGGACCUGUUCGACAUCAUCCCUCCCCAGGUGGGGCUCCCGGAGGAGGUGGCCAAGCGCUGCGUGCACCAGGUGGCCAUCGCCCUGGACUACCUGCACUGCAAGAAGCUGGUCCACCGCGACAUCAAACCCGAGAACGUGCUCAUCUUCGACAGCGAGUGCCGGAAGGUCAAGCUGUCCGACUUCGGCAUGACGCGGCGCGCCGGCUCGCCGGUGAAGCGCGUGAGCGGCACCAUCCCGUACACGGCGCCCGAGCUGUGCGCGGCGGCGCGGCGCGAGGGCUUCUGCGUGGACUACAGCACGGACGUGUGGGCCUUCGGCGUGCUGCUCUUCUGCAUGCUGACGGGCAACUUCCCCUGGGAGAAGGCCAUGCCCAGCGACGCCUUCUACGAGGAGUUCGCCCGCUGGCAGCGCCGCCGCGCCGCCCCGGUGCCGUCGCAGUGGCGCCGCUUCACCGACGAGGCGCUGCGGAUGUUCCGCCGGCUGCUCGCCGUCGAGCAGGAGCGCCGCUGCUCCGUCAAGGAGGUCUUCGGCUACUUCAACCUGUGCUGGAUGCUGGACAGCGACGGCGGGAACGCUGGGGGGGGCGGCGGCGGCGGGCCUCCCCUGGACAUCAGCUCGUCUUCGUCCGGGGAGGACGCGCUGGCGGACAGGCUCAAGCAGCAGAGCCUGUCGCCCGCCUACGCCGCGGCGAAGGGGAGCGUCAUGAUGGACACGGACUACUCCUCCGCGUCCGCCAGCGGCUCGCCGUCGUCCACGGGCAGCUACGAGAGGGUCAGCAGGGACAACAACAACGAGCGAGAGCGCAUCCUGGUGGCCACGCCCAUCGAGAUCUGCGUCUAGGAGGGUGGGGGGGCGGGGGCGGAGUGCCGCGUUUCGACGAGGCGGCGUUUGGCGAGCCGGUCCUUGGCGUGACGUCGCGGCGAGGACUCCUUUCUGAUGAAGAAGAGCUUGGAGGAAGCGAGCAGUGAGUCGUCCCCCCCCC